AAUUUAUAGGGUCCAAAGCAAUAUAAUUUCUGAACUGAACAUUCUAAUACGCUCCCAGCCCACGCCAAAGCCAUAAACAAACACACUUGCAACAUAAAUGCAUAUGCCAGGGAUAGGAGCUGAAACGGCAGGCGCUACCAAGUAACAUGGACACCACAUCACCGCGGGACACAAGUCAGAAGAACGCGAACCCAAUCGAAGCACUGAGCAAAGAUGAAAUCAUCAGCAAAUACAAAGGCCUGCUCAACAUUGCCAAGAAGGCAAAGCAUGCAAAAGAUGAACUCACUGAGGAGAAUCGUCAGCUCAAGGAGGCGCUCAAGCGGGCCGCCGAGAAGCAGAACACCCUGCCCGCCAUGCAGGAGAUGCUCCAGGACUUUACAGACAAGAAUUUAAUCCUCACGGAGCAGGUCAACAGCUUAAAUCUGAAGACCAGAGACGAUGCCGAGCGCUUGUCGCAGCUGGAGAUUGAGAAUGAGAGUCUGAGGCGACAGCUGGGACGGCUGAGCGAUGAAAACGAUGACCUUCUGGGCGAUGUUGACCGCAUGGAGAAGGCCAUGCAGCAGGUGAAUGCCUUGGGCAACGAGCAGCGCAAGACUCUGGAGCUUCUGGAGGUGGACAUAGACAAUGUCAAGGAGGUUGAGGCGCAAAACGACAUCCUCCGUCAGGAGUUGCUGGCAGCGGACAAGGAAUCAAAGUUGCGCGCCAGCGAACUCCAGGAACUGCAGGAAAAGUAUCAGCACGUGAAGGAUCUCAACUCGGAGCAGCGUAAAAAGUUCAAUUGCCUGAAGGAUCGCUUCAUCGAUGUCCACCGCAAGCUGAAGAAGCUCAAGGAGUGCCGCUGUGUCCUGCUGGAGACGCAGCACGAGUACGCCGCAUCCGUGUCCAAGUGGCAGGAGGAGAUCGUCAGUGCUUCGCAGCUGAUGUGUGACAAGAUGACCUCCCUGCACGACGAGAACGAAAAGCUGAAGAAAGAAUCAGAGUUGGCCAGCAACGGUGCGCGCAAUAGCGAUUUCGGCAUCGAUCGGAAGCGCUUGCUGCUCAGGAUCAACGAUCUGGAGCGCCUGACCAAGAUUGUGAAGCAGCAGAAAAACGGCCCGGAUGUUGAGAGCCUGCUAAGGAAACUCAACGCCGCCGAACAGUUGGCGGCCAUGGCCAGAGAGCAGCACAGGGCUGAGAUGGACGGAUUGUCUAUUCUCUUGCGGGAGCAGCAGCAGACGGACAGGGCAGCCUCCAACCUGAAUAUCAGCGUGUUCGAAACCAAACUGGAUCAUAUGCAAAGCCUUGCCAAACGUCUCGAGGAGGAGCGCGAUGCGCAGCAAAUAAAACUGCAGGACCUGGAGGCCAUUUGCAUAGAGCUGCGACAGCACAACGAGGAUCUGCUCACGCGCUACCAUCUGAAGGAGCAGGAGCACACCGAGUUGCUGGCCGAGAUGCGAGAGCUGAAUGAGGCACUCAAAGGUCGUGGGGAUGUCAUCUCGCGGCUGCAAGAGCAGCACGAUGUGGAGGCUAAGAAGUACCGAGAACUGGAGGCGAAUCUCUCCGAAUGUCAGCAAUCGUUGCGCGAAAAGUCACAGACGAUCGAGCAACUUCAGACGAAAGUCGAGGAGCUGGAGCAGGCGAAUGCGGAUGCCCAAAGUGAUGUCCUGUCCACAUCGACAAUAUCACGAGCCGAGGAAUUGAGUCGCCUGCGAGAACUGGACGAGGGCUACGAGGAGAAGUACCACAAGCUGCGUGCCUUGGCUGCCAAGCUGAAGAAGAAACUGCAGGAGCAGGCGCAACAACUCAAGGAGAUGGAUCAGGGUGCGGCCAUGAAGGAGGAACUGGAGGCCAUCAAGCUGGCCCAGGCGCAGCUGCAACAGGAUUUGAAUGCCGCCCGAGCGGAGAACCAAAGACUAAAGUCCAAGGAGAAGACGAAGAACACGAGUGUCCUCAAUCUGGAGAUCGAGGCGACCGAGAAGUCCCUGGCGGAGGUCAGUGCCAAGCUGACGGCCAAGUCAACCGAACUGGAGACUGUCAGGGAGGCCCUGCUGAGCAAGGAGAGUACCAUCGUUCAGCUGCGCAAGGAGAUCGCCAUACUCGAGCAGGCCAAGAACGGAGAAGCAUCACAUUCCCAGCAACUGAAGGAGCAGAUCGACCGCAUGCAAGUCCAGGUAAAAGACGCCGUUCACGGCAAGCAGCAGGCCCUCACCCAGAACAAGGAGUUGGAGCACAGUGUGGAGCAGUCCAAGCUGGAUGCUGAACAGCUGCGCCUGCAGCUGGCGGAAAGCGCCCAGCAGUAUGAGUCGAAGCUGAGUAAAGCGACUCAACUACUGGAAAGCCGCACGGGGCAGCUGGAGGCGCAUCUGGAGCAGCACAAGCAACUGGAGACCAAUCUCAAGAAUGCAGAACGUGCCCAGGAGGAUCUUCGGGUGGAGUACACCGAAUACAAGCUCAAGGCGCAGGCCGUGCUGCGCAAGAACCAAAACAAGGGCACCAACAAGGAGCAAGAGCUGGAGGAUGAGCUGAACGCGCUGAGGGAGAGCGAAAAGAGUCUGCGCGCCAGCAAUGAGGGCAGGGCGGCGCGACUAGCCCAGCUGGAGAGCCAACUGGAGGCACUGCAGCAGGACAAUGCGGAUCUGCAGAAACGUAGCAGGGAACUGCUGACACUGGUGGACGAUCUGCGUCAGCAAAACGACAUCCUAACACUAGAUAACCAACGCCAGCUGCAAUUCCAGCACGAUCUUAUGCAGCAGCAUCGCCAACAAAUCGAGCAAAUGGAUGUCGGCCACCAAGCGCAACUGACACAGAUGCAACAGCAGCUGGAGGAUGCCCAGCUAAGCCACAAGAAGGUGUCCUCAAAUAACAACACUGCUGCGGCGGCUGCAGAGCCCAGCUUGGAGCAGGCGAAGAUCGAUUAUCUACUAAUGGAUCACGAGACUGCCAUCGAUGGGGCGUCGGGCGAGGCUUCUCUCGCCCAACUGGCUGCCCAGCGUAAAAUCUCCACUGCCUCGAGACGCUCCCACGACUUCAUGCCACUGGACGAGCUGCUCAACACUUCUAUGAACCAAAUCACCAGCGACACUGUUACGACAAUUUCCCACUUUGGUCGCAGCGUCUCCAUGCAGGAGGAUGAGGAGGCGGAACUGGCGGCCAGCGGCGACUUCUCGGUACAAGUCGCCCAGCUCCAAGCCAGCAAGGAGCGGCUGGGCAUACAGGAGAGUCGUAUCAAGCAUUUGACUUCCCUGCUGGCCGAAAACGAGCAGGAUCUGGCCAAGCUAACGCAAAUGAACGACAUGCUGAAGGAGGAGCUGCGCCGGCAAGAGCGAUCCGAGGAGCGGGAGCAGCAUAUGCAUAAUUCGGAGUACUUAAAGAAUGUCUUCUUAAAGUUCCUUACCCUGAAUAAUGCGGAUGAGCGUCAGCGUUUGGUGCCCGUGCUUAAUACCAUUCUCCGCCUGAGCCGCAACGAGAUGGAGAUGCUUAACUGCGUGGCCAAGGGACAAAAGGUGUCCAAUGAUGGUAACAAUCGUAGCUGGACUGGCUUCCUUACAGCGUGGAGCGGCGGCGGCGGUGGGGGCCAGAAUGGGAACAGUUCUUAAAUCUAUUUGUUAAUGGUAUUAUUGUCUGUU
Drosophila obscura is the source of this 3605-nucleotide messenger RNA. RefSeq names its product GRIP and coiled-coil domain-containing protein 2 (gene GCC185). The record is from RefSeq and is a predicted model, not a curated record. The transcript is spliced from 5 exons. Lineage: Eukaryota; Metazoa; Arthropoda; Insecta; Diptera; Drosophilidae. Bases 147 to 3575 code for a protein of 1142 amino acids.